AAAUUUUGGUAAUGUAUGUUUUAUUUUCUUAGUUUUAUGCUCUAUACAGAAACUUGUACACGAAAAAAGAGAAAAUGACUUGUGGGUGUGCUUCCGCGUCUGCAAGUGUUUUCUUGGAGAGAGAGAGAGAGAGGUGAGGAGAGUUCUUGUCACCUCACUGACGCCUACCCGGAAAAAGCAAACAACUUUCGAUUUCUUUAAUCCUUUUUUUUUGUGUGUUCUGAGAAACCAAAAUCCCCUAAACAAAGAAAGUUUUAAUUUCGUAAAAUCUUUAACCAAACGAACACGAAUCAUCAUAUUUUGACCAAUUCCUUAUCUGGGUGUUUUUUUUCCUCCUUCAGAGUUCCAGUGUCAACUUCACUUCUCCAUACUUCUUCUUCUCCUCUCUCUCUCUCUCUCUUCAUAUCUCUCUAUCGCUCUCUCAAAUUCCCACCUUUUCCGCGCAGUUUUUUUUGUUUAAAAUUAUUAUUACAGAAACCAAACGAUUAAUUUCUUUCUGUAGUUGACGAAUUUUGGGAUUGAUUGUCGUCUUGCUCUUCUGGGUUUCUUUAUUCUGUGUCCUCUAUUUAUGGGAAUCAUUGGUUUUGCUUUAUAUUCUCCAUAAAAAGCAUCUGAUUGUAUACUUCCAAAUUCCAAUUCCAAAAUUGUACCCAACCCGUAAUGAUUAAUCAAUCAAAAAGGGCCCAGCUUUGAUAAAUCUCUCUAGUUAGGGUUUUUGUGUCAGAAACAUAACAUCUCAACAAAAAUUGAAGUUUUUUGUCUGGAUAAUGGGAUCUGCAAGUGGGUUUUACUCAAACGAAGGGUUCGAAUUGGAUUCUAAAUGGCUCGUUGAUCCUCGUCAUCUCUUUGUUGGUCCCAAGAUCGGUGAAGGUGCUCAUGCCAAAGUUUAUGAGGGAAAGUAUCGAAACCAAACGGUAGCAAUUAAGAUUAUAAAAAGAGGAGAAGCCCCUGAAGAGAUCGCCAAAAGAGAUAACCGGUUUGCGAGAGAGAUUGCAAUGUUGUCUAAAGUCCAGCACAAGAAUUUGGUCAAGUUCAUCGGAGCGUGCAAAGAACCAAUGAUGGUUAUAGUAACCGAGCUUUUACUAGGCGGUACAUUGCGUAAAUACCUAGUGAGCUUGCGGCCAAAUCGUUUAGAUAUACGUUUGGCUGUAGCGUUUGCUCUCGACAUUGCUCGCGCCAUGGAAUGUUUGCAUUCCCACGGAAUCAUUCACCGUGAUCUCAAACCAGAGAAUUUGAUCUUAUCUGCGGAUCGUAAGACGGUUAAGCUAGCUGAUUUCGGUUUAGCUAGAGAAGAAUCAUUAACAGAGAUGAUGACCGCAGAGACUGGUACUUACAGAUGGAUGGCCCCUGAGCUUUACAGUACGGUUACGUUAAGGCAUGGAGAGAAGAAACACUAUAACCAUAAAGUAGAUGCUUACAGCUUCGCCAUUGUCUUGUGGGAACUCAUUCUCAACAAGUUACCUUUUGAAGGCAUGUCGAAUCUUCAAGCAGCCUAUGCCGCUGCUUUCAAGAACUUGAGGCCGAGUGCAGAAGAUUUACCAGGGGAUCUAGGGAUGAUCGUUACUUCGUGCUGGAAAGAAGAUCCUAACGAACGGCCAAACUUCACGGAGAUAAUUCAAAUGCUCCUCCGUUACCUUACCACUGUUUCGCCGCCACAGAUCGUUUCUCCUCCGGUUAGACGGGUUUUCUCAUCGGAAAACGUGGUUUUGUCACCGGAAUCUCCCGGAACGUGUUCUCUGAUGACUGUCAGAGACAAAGAUGGUUCUGGUCAUACUGUUAACACUGCUGAUGACUCGUCAGAGAAACAAACAAAAGAAGGAAGCUUCUUCUUCUGCUGCUCAUAGAUGAUCAUCGAUUUAUGUUUUCAGUUUGAAUUUUGUAAAGGAAACGAGAGGAAGUGUUUAUGAAAAAAAAGAUAUAUAAUAAUGUAUUUAUUAUUGUUCUUUGAAUAAUAAAUAGUUCAGAAUUUAGAUCACAGUAACAAGAAAAAUUUGUUGUUCGUGUAUAUUCUCAUCUCCCAGUCA
Messenger RNA from Thlaspi arvense, 2024 nucleotides. The record is from the annotation of a GenBank genome assembly. NCBI's taxonomy places the organism in Eukaryota, Viridiplantae, Streptophyta, Magnoliopsida, Brassicales, Brassicaceae.